CGGCCUCUCAGAGCCAUGACCGAGUGGACUCUGCUGAAGCGCCUGCUGGACGCCGUGCACCAGCACUCCACCAUGAUCGGCCGCCUCUGGCUGACCGUGAUGGUCAUCUUCCGGCUUCUGGUGGUCGCUGUGGCGGCGGAGGACGUGUACGCGGAUGAGCAGGAGAUGUUUGUGUGCGAUACGCUGCAGCCGGGUUGUCUGAACGUGUGCUACGAUGCCUUUGCGCCCAUUUCUCAGCCGCGAUUCUGGGUUUUCCACAUCAUUGCCGUCUCCACGCCAUCACUCUGCUUCAUCAUCUACACCUGGCACAACCUGGCCAAGCGGGCACCAAGCUCCCCUGCCAAAGAGGCUUGUGGUUUGAGCUGUGACUCUGACAGCUGCUCCAUUACAUCCCACAGGCACCUGGGCCACAGCCUGGUCAAUGUCCUGGAAGAGAUUGGAGCCCGCAACGAUGGAAGCUCUUCAGGAGUUCUGUCCAAAAUCUACGUCUUUCACGUGUGUUUCCGGGCCAUGCUGGAGGUGGGCUUCCUCGUCACCCAGUGGCUUCUGUUUGGAUUCCAUGUUCCGGCUCACUUUGUCUGCACCGUCCCACCUUGUUCCCAAAGAGUGGACUGCUACGUCUCGCGGCCGACAGAGAAGACCAUCUUUCUGGUGUUCAUGUUCUCUGUGGGAGCCUUCUGCAUCUUCCUCAACUUCCUGGAGCUCAACCACCUUGGCUGGAAGAAGAUCAAAAAGUCCAUGAGCAUGAAGGACGGUUAUGGGGCCACAAAUCAUGAUGGACGGUCUAUGACCUCUCUGACCUUCAGAGAAGUGACCAGCACCACUUCUCUGCCAACACUGGACCUGGUGCUGGAUCAUCGGCCUGAUUGGACGUGUGCUGGAAACUGUUCUCCAGUCAAAGAAAGAAGAGAAGACUCGGUGCAGAAAGAUGUACACAACCCAAAUGGGAAAAUACAGCCGCAUAAAGGAAAAUCAACCAAAUCAAGAGGUGCUGAGGUGUGGAUAUAA
Molecule: messenger RNA, 1008 nt
Organism: Colossoma macropomum (tambaqui)
Lineage: Eukaryota; Metazoa; Chordata; Actinopteri; Characiformes; Serrasalmidae
Gene: gjd6
Product: gap junction protein delta 6
Exons: 3
Coding region: 16-1008 (330 amino acids)
Biological process (GO): cell communication
Cellular component (GO): connexin complex
Source: RefSeq, a predicted model, not a curated record